AUGGCAUAUGCGGUGGAGACGGUGGCUGACGCGUUUUGCAAAAGCAGUAAACAUGCACAGCUGCUCAGGGUGCAUUCUGAUUCGGGACACCGUCGUCACCACUUCUCCAACUCCGCCGGUAAUAGUAGUACUGAAACCUGUCAAUCUGUGCCUUUUCUGAUCAUGGCUGAAACAAUCAAUUCUGGUUUCAUGAGAUUCGAGUUGAAACUGGAUACCGGUACCCCCGGAUGGCAUAAGACCAUGACCAAAGUUUUGAACAAAAUCAAGGGAGUGUCUUACACCAUCGAUGCACAAGCCGGAAUUGCAUAUGUUUCGGGUACAAUUGAACCGAACAUGCUUCUCAAGUUAUUAGGAAAAUCAGGGAAGCAUGCAGAAUUGCUCAGAGUUGAUUCAGGAUAUAAGCAUCAGUUCUACGAAGCUAAACCUGUUGCUAAUUACACAAAUGGACAAGAUUAUGGGGCUUAUUACCAUAAUAAUCAUGAUUACGGAUAUUAUGGGCACAAUGGAAGCUAUGAAACAACGAUUCCCUACCAUCAUCAUCCUCAGCACUACCCUAAUUACUACGAUACACAGGCAACUGUGCCAGCGAUUAGAUUUCCGCAGCCUCCUCCGCCAAUGCAGGUCCACCCGUUUUAUGAUCCUGAUACCCAAUGCACCAUUAUGUGAUCAGCAUCGUAUAAUAUAUGUAUGCGUGUGUGUGUGUAUUAUAUGAUGCUCAUUACAUAAAAAUAAAUGGGCUAAAAGUUUUUGUUUUUCCUUCUCCAACGUUUGGGAGA
Pyrus x bretschneideri (Chinese white pear) is the source of this 776-nucleotide messenger RNA. RefSeq lists its product as uncharacterized. Bases 1 to 666 code for a protein of 221 amino acids. The transcript is spliced from 4 exons. The record is from RefSeq and is a predicted model, not a curated record. Gene Ontology annotation, molecular function: metal ion binding. Lineage: Eukaryota; Viridiplantae; Streptophyta; Magnoliopsida; Rosales; Rosaceae.